Molecule: messenger RNA, 1098 nt
Organism: Melospiza melodia melodia
Lineage: Eukaryota; Metazoa; Chordata; Aves; Passeriformes; Passerellidae
Gene: TLX2
Product: T cell leukemia homeobox 2
Exons: 3
Coding region: 1-837 (278 amino acids)
Biological process (GO): animal organ development; regulation of transcription by RNA polymerase II
Cellular component (GO): nucleus
Molecular function (GO): RNA polymerase II cis-regulatory region sequence-specific DNA binding; DNA-binding transcription factor activity, RNA polymerase II-specific
Source: RefSeq, a predicted model, not a curated record
AUGGAGCGGGAGGGCGGCGGCCCGGGGCCCCCCGCGCCCCACGAGCCCAUCAGCUUCGGCAUCGAUCAGAUCCUGGGCGGCCCCGAGCCCACGGGGCCGCACCGGGCGGCGGCAGAGCCCGACUACGGGCUCUACGGCAGCGGCUACGGCCCCACCGGUCCGCUCGGCUCCUACAACCUCAACAUGAGCAUGAACGUGAGCGUGAACGUGACCCCCGCGCCCGCCGCGCCGCCCGCCGGAGUCAUCCGCGUCCCGGCGCACCGGCCCGCGCCCGCCGCGCCGCCCGCCGCGCCCGCCGCGCCGCCGCCGGGGCCCGCGCUGCCGGGGCUCACCUUCCCGUGGAUGGAGACCACGCGGCGCAUCGCCAAGGACCGGCUCUCAGCCGCGCUGUCGCCCUUCGCGGUGACGCGGCGCAUCGGGCACCCGUACCAGAACCGGACGCCGCCCAAGCGCAAGAAGCCGCGCACGUCCUUCUCCCGGGUGCAGAUCUGCGAGCUGGAGAAGCGCUUCCACCGCCAGAAGUACCUGGCCUCGGCCGAGCGCGCCACCCUGGCCAAGGCCCUCAAGAUGACGGACGCCCAGGUCAAGACCUGGUUCCAGAACCGCCGCACCAAGUGGAGGCGGCAGACGGCGGAGGAGCGCGAGGCCGAGCGGCAGCAGGCCAACCGGCUGAUGCUGCACCUGCAGCAGGAGGCCUUCCAGAAGAGCCUGGCCCAGCCGCUGCCCCAGGACCCGCUGUGCAUGCACAACUCCUCCCUCUACGCCCUGCAGAACCUCCAGCCCUGGGCCGAGGACAACAAGGUGACGUCGGUCUCCGGGGUGGCCUCUGUGGUGUGAGGGCGCUGCCGAUGUGCCGGGAAGGUGGCACCGGGAGCCCGGUGGGCUCUGAGCCUGGAGCGUGGCAGGGAAAGGGCUGCAGCUUCCUGAGAGAGAGCCCCGCACUGGCAGCCCCCUCCCUGCCAUGGGGAGCCCCCCGGGAGUGAGGCCGUGCCCCUGUGGUUGGACUCAAAGCUUCAGCAAACCCCACCUGGAGCACUGCUGUGGGCAGCCCCCUGCCUGGACCCCCAGGAGCCCAGGGAUGGACCCUCAAUGUCCUAU